UAAAAUUUCUUGAAGUAAUCAAGCCCUUCUGUGUUAUCUUGCCUGAAAUCCAAAAGCCAGAACGGAAGAUUCAGUUUAAGGAAAAGGUACUAUGGACAGCUAUCACACUCUUCAUCUUCUUGGUAUGCUGCCAGAUUCCCUUGUUUGGUAUCAUGUCAUCAGACUCAGCAGAUCCUUUCUACUGGAUGAGAGUGAUUUUGGCAUCAAAUAGAGGUACGUUGAUGGAACUGGGCAUUUCACCUAUUGUCACUUCUGGGCUCAUUAUGCAGCUCUUGGCAGGUGCUAAGAUAAUUGAAGUUGGUGACACCCCAAAGGACAGAGCUCUAUUCAACGGAGCACAGAAAUUGUUUGGAAUGAUCAUUACAAUCGGACAGUCUAUUGUCUAUGUAAUGACUGGAAUGUAUGGAGACCCAUCUGAGAUGGGUGCUGGCAUCUGCUUGCUUAUCACAAUUCAGCUUUUUGUUGCUGGAUUGAUAGUUCUGCUCUUGGAUGAGCUCCUACAGAAAGGAUAUGGUCUUGGUUCUGGCAUCUCUCUCUUCAUUGCUACCAAUAUCUGUGAGACUAUUGUGUGGAAAGCAUUCAGCCCCACCACAGUGAACACAGGACGAGGCAUGGAAUUUGAGGGAGCCAUCAUUGCUCUGUUCCAUCUUCUGGCUACUCGUACAGACAAAGUCAGAGCUCUUCGUGAGGCCUUUUACCGUCAGAAUCUCCCCAACCUUAUGAAUCUGAUUGCCACCAUCUUUGUCUUUGCUAUUGUAAUUUAUUUCCAGGGCUUCAGAGUGGAUCUUCCUAUCAAAUCUGCUCGCUACCGUGGCCAAUACAACACCUACCCUAUCAAGCUGUUCUAUACUUCCAACAUUCCCAUUAUUCUUCAGUCCGCCCUGGUGUCAAACUUGUACGUCAUUUCCCAGAUGCUUUCUGCACGCUUCAGUGGCAACUUACUGGUUAGCCUGCUGGGCACUUGGUCUGACACAUCAUCUGGAGGUCCUGCUCGUGCAUACCCAGUUGGUGGACUUUGUUAUUAUCUGUCACCUCCGGAGUCCUUUUCUUCAGUGUUAGAGGACCCUGUACAUGCAGUCGUUUAUAUUGUAUUUAUGUUGGGCUCCUGUGCUUUCUUCUCUAAGACAUGGAUUGAAGUCUCUGGCUCCUCUGCCAAAGAUGUUGCCAAACAAUUGAAAGAACAACAAAUGGUAAUGCGGGGCCACAGAGAAACUUCCAUGGUACAUGAACUAAACAGGUACAUCCCUACAGCUGCUGCAUUUGGUGGUCUCUGUAUCGGCGCCCUCUCUGUGCUGGCAGACUUCCUUGGCGCAAUUGGGUCUGGAACUGGAAUUUUGCUAGCUGUCACUAUCAUUUAUCAGUACUUUGAAAUUUUUGUAAAGGAACAGAGUGAAGUUGGCAGUAUGGGAGCUCUUCUUUUCUAAAUCUAGCUUCUCGUGGACCCAGGAAAGAGGGGAAGAACAUUCUCAAAAUAUAGCCAGUCAGGUGAAAAGAAGUAACAUAAACUUGAUAAUGUCAUUCUAUAAGAACACAUAUUUUAAUAAUGUUUCCAAAGCGCAUUCCAUUAUGUUCAAACUUUUCUAGCAUACUGUUUGCAUUUUGUAAAUUCAUGAGGAAAGAUGUGCAAAAAAAAUUUUUUUAAGAAAAUUGUUUUUUAAUUAUGUGUUAGGAGAAUCAGCUUUCUGAAUUGGAUUUAGUUCAGUGACUCUUGAAUUUAUUUUUUUUUUUAGCCCCU
Cariama cristata (Red-legged seriema) is the source of this 1735-nucleotide messenger RNA. It is a transcript of the gene SEC61A1, whose product is annotated as Sec61 alpha 1 subunit (S. cerevisiae). NCBI's taxonomy places the organism in Eukaryota, Metazoa, Chordata, Aves, Cariamiformes, Cariamidae. Gene Ontology annotation, biological process: post-translational protein targeting to membrane, translocation; SRP-dependent cotranslational protein targeting to membrane, translocation. The record is from RefSeq and is a predicted model, not a curated record. Gene Ontology annotation, cellular component: membrane; Sec61 translocon complex. The transcript has 11 exons. Gene Ontology annotation, molecular function: signal sequence receptor activity; ribosome binding; transmembrane protein transporter activity. The annotation marks the transcript as partial.